Molecule: messenger RNA, 396 nt
Organism: Cylicocyclus nassatus
Lineage: Eukaryota; Metazoa; Nematoda; Chromadorea; Rhabditida; Strongylidae
Source: the annotation of a GenBank genome assembly
AUGAAGUCAUUGACAAUCGUUGUUGUACUAUUGUCUCUUCUGGCUUACGCCACAGCACAGUUUGGCAUCUACCUUGGCGCGCAUCCUGGAUGGGGCUACGGUUAUGGCCAUGGAUAUUACGGACGCCCAUGGUGGGCUCGACGACGUUUCUGGGGACCACCACCACCAGGACAUCCUGCUUGAAUGCAUUCCUUGAUAAUUGCUCUUCUACUACUGUCGCUUGUUGAUUACGCCCCAGCACAGUUCGGCUUAUACAUUGGCCCACAGCCUUGGAUGUUUGGAGGUUAUGGUGGUGGCUAUGGCGGAUGGGGAUAUAGGAGACGAUGGUGGAGACGACCAUGGAGAAGGCCAUGGUUUGCGCGCCCAUAUUAUUAUACGCCGUAUUUUUGUUGUUAA